AUGAAGGAAUUUCAGAGGAGAGAGAGUUUGAACAUAGAGGAAGUUGAGAAGAUGGAGUGUGGUAGUGGUUUACUUCAGUGUUAUUUAUUACUGAAGGCAAAUGGAGUGGAUCAGUUUGUGCAGGCUGGUAAAUUCAGAAUUCAGAAAAUGUAUAAGUUUCUUCAUCCAGUUGGAGCUCAGGUGGGAUGGAAGAGAUUGAUUUGUAAUAGCCAUGCUAGUCCAAAGAGUACCUUCAUUAUGUGGCUAGCAGUGCAGAACAGACUAGCUACAAAAGACAAAUUGAUAAGAUGGCAACUGAGUAUUGAUGGUACUUGUGGUCUGUGUCAGUUGGAAAGUGAAAGCUUGGAGCACUUGUUCUUCUCUUGCUCUUAUUCUCAGGAGAUUUGGAAACAGGUUCUGCUCUCUCUAGGCGUGACUAGAGCUGUGUUGCCUUGGCAUGAGGAGGUUCAGAUUGCAGUGAAGAAAAGCAGAAAUAAACAGAAGCAAGCUUGCAAGUAUAGUAUAGCUUUCAUUGAGUCAGUUUACUGUGUUUGGUUGCAAAGAAACUCUAAGGUUUUUAGGGAUCAUGUUGAUCCAGUCAAAACUGUUGUUAGCAACAUUAUGUUUAAUGUUGAGUGUAGAUGUCAGUAG
Molecule: messenger RNA, 630 nt
Organism: Spinacia oleracea (spinach)
Lineage: Eukaryota; Viridiplantae; Streptophyta; Magnoliopsida; Caryophyllales; Amaranthaceae
Exons: 2
Coding region: 1-630 (209 amino acids)
Source: RefSeq, a predicted model, not a curated record